Aspergillus terreus NIH2624 is the source of this 618-nucleotide messenger RNA. RefSeq lists its product as uncharacterized. The coding region runs from base 1 to 618 and encodes 205 amino acids. The record is from RefSeq and is a predicted model, not a curated record. The transcript is spliced from 3 exons. Lineage: Eukaryota; Fungi; Ascomycota; Eurotiomycetes; Eurotiales; Aspergillaceae.
AUGGCAAAGCCUACCAUCCUCUUCAUCCCUGGCUCUCUAGCCCUCCCGGAAUUCUACUCCAGCAUCCUUGAUCCCGUCGCAGAAGCCGGCUACGAUGUCCAAGCCCUGCAUCUCCCAAGCGUCGGUCCUACCGGCGGACAGGGAGGCGCAUGUCCCCCGCCGAGCAUGGAAGACGACGCAGCGUUCAUCGCAUCUCACGUCCGCGAUCUCGUCGACCAAGGUAAGGACGUAAUCAUUUUCGCCCACUCAUAUGGCGGUAUUCCCGCCACCCAAAGCACCAAGGGUCUGUCCAAGCAUGAACGUCAACAGCAGGGAAAACCCGGCGGUGUCGUGCGACUGGCGUAUAUCACCGCGUUGGUUCCAGAUCUUGGAGAGAACGCGGUGGGGCUUACCGCGAGGUAUCAAGACGAGCAGAAUCAGGUGGAGAUGAAACCCGAUGAAAACGGCUGGAUUGGCCCCGUCGAUAUUGCGGCCUCGGCCAAGGUCGUGUUUUCGAGUCUUCCACCGGAGGAAGGCAUCGCUUGGAUGCAGCGGUUUCCGAGGCAUUCGGCGGCGAGUCUCAUGGGGUUGUUGACGCACCCCGGUCCUCUCAGCGAAGGGCCAGAGGCAUAUGAUUGA